Messenger RNA from Gaeumannomyces tritici R3-111a-1, 2451 nucleotides. RefSeq lists its product as hypothetical. The transcript has 10 exons. Bases 1 to 2451 code for a protein of 816 amino acids. The record is from RefSeq and is a predicted model, not a curated record. NCBI's taxonomy places the organism in Eukaryota, Fungi, Ascomycota, Sordariomycetes, Magnaporthales, Magnaporthaceae.
AUGCCCGCCGAUACGGGCGGCCUGCCCUCGAUUCAGCCCGCGCACCUUGUCUGCGCGAAUAAGGCAUGCAAGAAGGCCAAAAAUGGCAACGCAUCUACCGCCAAGGCUGUUAUGGCCUGUGGUAGAUGUAAGCUCGUUGCUUACUGCUGCAUAAAAUGCAAGGAGAAAAAUGCCGAAAAGCACAAAAAGGAUUGCGAGUCCGACCUCCUCAAGGCAGACUGGAAGCCCGUCUGGAUCCGGCAGCAUCGAAUGCCCACCUUCUUAUCCGACGAGGGUCCCAAGAUGGAGUAUUUCGGCACCUUCAAAUACCUCUGGGGCAACAUCCCGGCCGUCGACAUUGUUAAGCUUCGAGAGAACGAAGGAGUCAGAUUCGAAAGAAAUCUCGACCUGCUCCUUCCCGCUUCCGGUGACCUGCGCAACGUCAUCAUGUCCAUUGGCAAGCUGCCGCAGGAGUACAAGCACGACGUCUCGGUCGUACUCAAUGACAAGGAGUUUGAUGUCGUUGCCCGCAACGUCAUUUUGCUGCUCAUUUUUGCCACCAUCCAGAACGCCGACACGGCCGCCGACUGCGUCCUUCACGUCUUUUACUCGGCAUUCAUAACCAAAUCCCACAUGGAUAUCCUCACCAUCAUGUUGCGGCCUCUUGUCCAGGACGUGUGCACCAAGACAGAGGGCAAAGACCAGGAAGCUCUGCUCGCAAAGACUUGGACACUCAAGGACGGCGUCCAGAUGCGUGUUGUGCUAUCGAGGCGCCAGUGGCUCCGCCUCCUCGCAAUGACCGAGGCGCCCAAGAAGAUCAAGAUCGGAAAGGCUAAGGCGACUCGUGACAAGGUCGUCAACGCCCGAGCCCGCGAGGACUACCGGGAUCGCCACAUGCUCUGCCAGAUUCCCCACAUGCGCAUGGGCUCGAAUAAGUUCUAUGCGGACGGCAUGCUCCUCCCAUUCGGAACACCUCGAGCCGACUUUACCAUGCCCAACCCCACCUUCUUCCAAGAGAAGGAUGUCUGGCCCAUGAUGGACUCAUCGGACCCGCUUUCCGGCUGGUCUCUUCCUGAUGUCCUCGACUCGCAGCGGGGCCCGGCGAGGAAGGAUGCGCGCCAGUGGCUCCGCCUCCUCGCAAUGACCGAGGCGCCCAAGAAGAUCAAGAUCGGAAAGGCUAAGGCGACUCGUGACAAGGUCGUCAACGCCCGAGCCCGCGAGGACUACCGGGAUCGCCACAUGCUCUGCCAGAUUCCCCACAUGCGCAUGGGCUCGAAUAAGUUCUAUGCGGACGGCAUGCUCCUCCCAUUCGGAACACCUCGAGCCGACUUUACCAUGCCCAACCCCACCUUCUUCCAAGAGAAGGAUGUCUGGCCCAUGAUGGACUCAUCGGACCCGCUUGCCGGCUGGUCUCUUCCUGAUGUCCUCGACUCGCAGCGGGGCCCGGCGAGGAAGGAUGCGUAUGGCGCCCUCUACGAGUACAUCUUCAACCGUGGUCGGGAGUUCCAUGGCCAGCUCGCUUUUCGCAAGAUUUCCUUCGAGCUUUGCUGCACGGAUGUCCGCCUACUAAAGGACAUGAUUCCGAACAAGAAAUUCGACCGCAUCGAGGCUUCCAACAUCUGCGACACUGGCUAUCUUGGAAUCGAGAGCACCCUUGAUGCCGAUGUCUGGCCCAUGAUGGACUCAUCGGACCCGCUUUCCGGCUGGUCUCUUCCUGAUGUCCUCGACUCGCAGCGGGGCCCGGCGAGGAAGGAUGCGUAUGGCGCCCUCUACGAGUACAUCUUCAACCGUGGUCGGGAGUUCCAUGGCCAGCUCGCUUUUCGCAAGAUUUCCUUCGAGCUUUGCUGCACGGAUGUCCGCCUACUAAAGGACAUGAUUCCGAACAAGAAAUUCGACCGCAUCGAGGCUUCCAACAUCUGCGACACUGGCUAUCUUGGAAUCGAGAGCACCCUUGAUGCCGUCAGCCCGAUGCUCAAGACCCCCGAGGUCAAUGACAAGGCUACAAUCCUGAUGGUCUUCCUCAAUGCGGUUGAAGAGGUUGUCAUAUCUCUGGGACCGACUUCGGAUGACGAGAAGGUCUUCGAAAAGGUUAUGGAGUAUAUGGAUAAGCCUGCCCAGUUCAGUUCGCUUGCGCCUUUGACUUCCAUGAUGGCAGCGGUGUCCUUGAGGGACGAGGCCCUGAACUUCACCAUCCGCUCCAUGGCGGCGAAGGAUACAGCGAGAGACAUAGACAUGAUCUUCGACGCCUACAUGAAGAGAUUCCGCUUCGACGACGUCGGUGUCACUCGAGGCGUGCAGAUGAAGGAGAAGAAUACCAUCGUGGAGAAGUGGCCGAUGCGUUUUUACUUCAACGGCCCGACGGCGAAGGCCAAGAAGGAGUUCGCCUGGCUGCUCUCGUCGCACCACAUCGGCCACGAACGCUACGUUGAGUGGAAGGCCAUGCGGAAGUUCGUUAUUGAGGAGAGCCUCUGA